AUGACUUAUGCAAACGAUGUUACAGGAAGCAAUGUGUUUACAAGUUUGGAUCCGUCAAUGAAAGCGGAGCCUGAGUUACAAGAUUUCUGGAACCUUGAAACAAUUGGUAUAAGAGAUGAGAUAGAAGUUACCAAUGACGAGGUAGCAAUGAAAAAGUUCAGAGACACAUUAACAUUUCAAAAUGAUCGUUAUCAGGUUACGUGGCCCUGGCGAGAAGAAGAGUUUGACCUACCGGUCAACAGACAACUUGCUAUGGGUCGACUAAAGUCAGCUGUUUCUCGUUUGAGUGAUAAACCUAAGUUAAUGGAAAAAUACAACAAAAUACUAGCUGAUCAACUUAACCAGGGCAUCAUAGAAAAGGUUGAUUACAAGCAGCAAGAUGGUUUGUUACAUUACCUCCCGCAUCAACCAGUUAAUACUCCACAGAAAAACACCACAAAACUCAGAAUAGUGUACGAUGCCUCAGCUAAAACUAAGAAACAAAAUCUAAGUUUAAACGAGUGCAUGUAUCGCGGACCUGUGAUUUUGCAAGAUAUAUGUGGGAUGUUGAUUAGAUUCAGGAUACACAGAGUUGCCAUAGUAGCUGACAUUGAAAAGGCCUUCUUGCAAAUAGGCCUACAACACGACCAGAGGGACUUCACUCGCUUUCUGUGGUUAAAGAAUACAAGUGAACCAGUUUUCAGUUCCACAAACAUACAGGAAUAUAGAUUUUGCAGAGUACCUUUUGGUAUUAUAGCUAGUCCAUUCCUACUUGGAGCGACAAUACGGUGUCAUCUAGAGUUGUACAACAACGACAUUGCAGAGAAAGUGAAAAAUAACAUAUACGUGGAUAACUUGAUAACGGGUACCGAUACUGACUUUGAAGGCAUUGCGUUUUAA
Molecule: messenger RNA, 879 nt
Organism: Ruditapes philippinarum (Manila clam)
Lineage: Eukaryota; Metazoa; Mollusca; Bivalvia; Venerida; Veneridae
Exons: 1
Coding region: 1-879 (292 amino acids)
Source: RefSeq, a predicted model, not a curated record